AUGGCAGGUAACAGUGUAAUUUGCCAGCUAGCCGACGCAGAGGGCAAGUUGGCCGGCAACCCCGUCGACAUUCCGCAAGACGCGGGGCCUAGGGAAUUGACGGCGCUGCUUAACGCUAUCCUCAACAAUGAGGAGAGGCUACCAUACGCGUUCUACAUAGACGACAGGGAGGUCUCAGAGCCUCUAGGGGAGCACCUCAGACAACAUAAAGGUGCCUCCCCGCCCUUCCCUCCGUCCCCUUGCUUCUCCGCCCUUGCCUCUCCGCGCCUCCGUCCCCUUGCCUCUCCGCCCUCGCCUCUCCGCCCUCGCCUCUCCGCCCUCGCCUCUCCGCCCUUGCCUCUCCGCGCCUCCGUCCCCUUGCCUCUCCGCCCUUGCCUCUCCGCGCCUCCGUCCCCGCCCGCCCUUCCCGCCCCGGCCUGCCACUGGAUCCUCGUCUUGUCGGUGGAGAAGGUGCUAUCCAUCGUGUACCAGCCACAAGCCGUGUUCCGAAUCCGAUCCGUCACUCGCUGCUCCGCCACCAUCCCAGGCCCCUUCAGUUCCCCCUCUCUCCUAUUCAAGUCCCCCUCUCUCCUAUUCAAGUCCCCCUCUCUCCUAUUCAAGUCCCCCUCUCUCCUAUUCAAGUCCCCCUCUCUCCUCUUCAAGUCCCCCUCUCUCCUCUUCAAGUCCCCCUCUCUCCUCUUCAAGUCCCCCUCUCUCCUCUUCAAGUCCCCCUCUCUCCUCUUCAAGUCCCCCUCUCUCCUCUUCAAGUCCCCCUCUCUCCUAUUCAAGUCCCCCUCUCUCCUCUUCAAGUCCCCCUCUCUCCUCUUCAAGUACUCCGGCCACACGGAGGCGGUGCUAGCAGUCGCAUUUUCCCCGGACAGCAAGCAGCUGGCGAGCGGAUCAGGAGACACAACAGUGCGGUUCUGGGACGUGGACACGCAGACGCCGCUCAAGACGCGCGCGGGGCACAAGAACUGGGUGCUGUCGCUGGCAUGGUCGCCCGAUGCCAAGUGGCUGGCCACGGGGGGCAUGGACGCCCACGUGCUGCUGUGGGAGUCGCCUGCUGGGGAGAAAGACCCCGUUGCUCUCAAGGUGAGGGAAGAGGGAUCAGGUGGGCAGGGGGGUGGAUGGGCUGGUUUUGGGUUUGUGACCGCUGCUGUGGCUGAGGGGUGUGGUGCGAGUUUGUUGGAGACAGAGGGGGAAAGGGGGAGGGAGAAGGGGAAAGGGGGAGGGGGGAAGGGGAAAGGGGGAAGGGGGAAGGGCAUGGUCGCCCGAUGCCAAGUGGCUGGCCACGGGGGGCAUGGACGCCCACGUGCUGCUGUGGGAGUCGCCUGCUGGGGAGAAAGACCCCGUUGCUCUCAAGGUGUGAGUGUGUUGGGGGGGGGUUGUCGGGGGGGAGAGGAAAGAGGGGAGAGGAACGGUGUGGGUGGGCUUGUGACUGCUGCUGUGGGAGUCGCCUGCUGGGGAGAAAGACCCCGUUGCUCUCAAGGGCCACCGCAAGUGGAUAAUGGCCAUAGCAUGGGAGGCGGGCCACCGCAAGUGGAUAACGGCCAUAGCAUGGGAGCCGGCACACGUGGCGCUGCCGUGCCGGCGCCUGGCGAGUCUCGGGACUGCACAGUGCGCAUGUGGAGUGCUGUCAACGGUGCUGCUCUGCAGCAGCUUAAGGGUCACGGGCACUGGGUGAACUCGCUAGCGCUGAGCACGGACUAUGCGCUAAGAACAGGCGCGUUUGACCACGGGGGAGUCAACGGCCUCCCCGCAACGGACGAGGAACGCAAGGAGAAGGCGCGAGUGCGGUACGAGGCGGUGAAGGGAGCGAGUGGGGAGAGGCUGGUGUCAGGAUCGGAUGAUUUCACCAUGGUGCUCUGGCACCCCGCUGCUGCCAUGCAGCCCAACUCCCCACUCGCUGCCGCUCUUAAAGCCAAGCUCACAGGUCACCAGCAGCUGGUGAACCACGUGUGCUUCUCCCCUGACGGUCGCUGGCUGGCGUCCGGGUCGUUUGACAAGAGUGUGAAGCUGUGGGACGGGGUGUCAGGGCGCUUCAUUGCGUCCUUCCGAGCACACGUCAGCCCCAUCUACCAGCUCUGGUGGGGGGGGGUGAAGGGGGGGGGAUGGGCGGAGAGAGGGAGAGGGCGAGUGGGGGAGGGAGUGUUUUGA
Closterium sp. NIES-65 is the source of this 2136-nucleotide messenger RNA. The record is from the annotation of a GenBank genome assembly. NCBI's taxonomy places the organism in Eukaryota, Viridiplantae, Streptophyta, Zygnematophyceae, Desmidiales, Closteriaceae.